Molecule: messenger RNA, 1713 nt
Organism: Suillus paluster
Lineage: Eukaryota; Fungi; Basidiomycota; Agaricomycetes; Boletales; Suillaceae
Exons: 7
Coding region: 1-1713 (570 amino acids)
Source: RefSeq, a predicted model, not a curated record
AUGCCAGAGACGCCCGCCGUCGAUGCUCAGUCUCUGAGAAGAACUCAGUCUACUGGUGAUAUCCCCCAACUGCCCAGAGCCCGCCUUUCAACAUCACAUAAUCGCUCCGAACAGGAUGGCCGGACUUUACAUGCUGGUUCGCCACCAAUUGCCGAAGGGACCUCCGAAGAUACUCCAUCCAACCCCUGGUUCACGCCUGGUCCAGCAAUUCCUACAGAGCAACAGCAAAGCAGAUCAUCCACUGCCGCUUCUCAACCACACCUCUCGUUAACUGCGAGAUUCAAAGUAUUUUUUGGGAUUGGUCCUGAUGCAUCAAAAACAAGGAAAGCUCUCGUAUCAGUUGUGUGGACGUUGGCCUAUAGUUUCGCUCAAAUUGCAGCUAUCAUCGCCGUCCUGGCGGUGGCCUCUGUAAUGGCCAGCCCUACAGAGGCUAACACCUACCAGAUCGAUGCUUGUGGGCGGCCUCUCGUUGCUUGGAAUUGCAUUUGGAUAGUGAAAGUUUGUUUAUCGUCCGCCUUGGCGUAUUGGAAUUUUGUUCGAAUCCGAAGGGCAAACAGGGAGAACUCCGCGAGACCUGGUGAUGCUGAGUCUGGCGAUCGUACCGGAACGGACACUGAUGGGACACCUCGUCCUAACAAUGAGCCAAGUCGUCGUCGGCAGAAUCCUCAUAGACGGACCAGGAACUCAAGUUCAGGUGGUUCUCCCAAUGAAGAGCAAACACCGCCAUAUUCUUAUCUUUACGCGCGCUUGUCACUCCUUUCAUCCAUGCUCACAUUGACAUGGUUCCUAACCGCGCACAUUUUGGAAUACACAUCUGUUGACACAUGUCGACUUUCUUCGCCUCUCGUUUGGUGGCUUACGUUUGGAGUUCUAUGCACAAUGUAUUUCCUGGUUCUCGAAGUCUUGGUUUUCGGCUUUCUUGUUUUCAUGGUUUUGCCUUUCAUCAUGCUUUUCUACAGUAUUAUACUACUUUGUUUGGGUCGGCACCCACUCCAAAACCCUCAUUAUAUCAAGCCCGAAAUUGAAAAGCUGCCCAAAGCUAUUGUCGAACGUAUUCCUCUAGUCAUCUACAUCCCUCCUCCACCAGAAGGCGAUGGAAAGGCACAACCCAUCUCUUUGCCAAAGCCUGUUCACAGCUAUCCACCCAAACCACCAGCCUCGAGGACGCCAAGGAGGCGAUUUGCGUUCUUUCGCCGCAGGCCCACUAAUAAGUCCGAAGAAGGCGUUCAGACCCACGAUGGCAAACAGAGCAUGAACUCGGAGGCCAAAGAUCAAGAAACUUGGGAGGACAACUGGGAACAAUGCAAGUAUCCCUUUGUCCGAUUGGAGGGCAAUCGAGCUGCCUGUGCCAUCUGUUUGAUGGAUUUCGAGGAACCAAAGCGACUGCACGCUGUUGCGGAGACAGCCACGACAGAGAACACAGAAGAAGGAGCUGCUGUUACGCCCGAAGCAGACACGUCUCGUCAGCGUGAAGAGGAAGUUGAAAUACCCGUGGAACACAUCACUGAGGAGGAAAGAAGUGGGCUCCCUCGCCUUGAAGAUGCAGGAGCUGGUCCGCAACCUCUUCGACUACUUGCUUGUGGUCACGUCUUCCAUAAAACAUGCAUUGAUCCCUGGUUAACCGACGUAUCCGGCCGAUGUCCGGUGUGUCAGCGACCUGUCGAACUGGAUGAAGUGGACCCCAAGAACUCCAGGCGGCGACGUCGCUCAUAA